This is a messenger RNA of Misgurnus anguillicaudatus (oriental weatherfish), 5547 nucleotides long. RefSeq names its product transcription factor binding to IGHM enhancer 3a (gene tfe3a). Gene Ontology annotation, cellular component: nucleus. Gene Ontology annotation, molecular function: DNA-binding transcription factor activity, RNA polymerase II-specific; protein dimerization activity; RNA polymerase II cis-regulatory region sequence-specific DNA binding. Gene Ontology annotation, biological process: regulation of transcription by RNA polymerase II. NCBI's taxonomy places the organism in Eukaryota, Metazoa, Chordata, Actinopteri, Cypriniformes, Cobitidae. The record is from RefSeq and is a predicted model, not a curated record.
CUGAUCGUAGAGCGUCAGUCGGGGUUUCCCGUCAGAUUUACCCCCUGUUAACGGAGUUGCGCAUCUGUGUACAGCAGACCAGAGAGGACUUUGAACUUCUUAGCACUUACUUUUCAAUAAUCUCGAGUCUAGACCGACAUAGGACGCGCAGAAACGGUAAUUUAAAGCAACUCGCGUGCAGUAAACAGCAAGUUUGAUUAGCGCUACGCUAGGGCGAAGUUCUUCUCUUUUAGCCGCUACCGAAAACAACUAGCUGGUUAACUUUCGUUUUCAGCGAUACAUUCUCGGUUGUCUUUAAGAUAUCUGUCGCACUAUAACCGUUUACUCAUUCGUUGUGUUGCUUUUAAACAACCGAGCACCUCUGGAGAAAUGUCCACCCUGCCCGUGAGCAGACCGGAGGAGGGCAGAUCGGACGUGGCCUCUCCACCGAAAAGCAUCAGUUCAGCACCGUACGAGCAUCCUCAGACGGUCUACGUCAUAUUGAACUCAAACGCUGAAUCUGUCAAUCUCAUCAGCGUUGAACCUCUUCUGCCCGAGUCGGGAAUCGUGGCAGACAUCGAGGUGGACAGCGUGUUUACCGCUGAUUCAGACAGUUUCUACGAGCUGAAGAGUCAGCCUAUUACCUCAAGUGGCUCUUUGACCUCUGCUGACUCCGUGACCCCCGUGAUGACGUCACGCGUGUUGAUGAGGCAGGAGCUGAUGCGUCAGCAGGCUCAGGACCAGGAGCGACGCGAGGCUCAAAAACAGGCCUCCAGCGCUCAGCUGCGUCUCGCCGACGCCACCCCUGCCAUCUCUGUUGCCUCCAACCUGCCUGCCACACCUGCCCAGGUGCCCGUGGAAGUGCUGAAGGUUCAGACCCAUUUAGAAAACCCAACAAAGUACCACAUCCAGCAGGCUCAGAGACAGCAAGUGAAGCAGUACCUCUCUCACACCCUGGGAAAUAAAUUAGCCAGUCAGACGGUGGCGACAUCACCCUCGCCCCAGCCUAGCUCCGCCCCAGCCGCUGCCAACAGCACUCCCAGCAGCCCGCUGGCUGUGCUUAGUCUGGGAUCGAACAAAGAAGAGAUCGAGGACGUCAUCGAUGACAUCAUCAGCCUGGAGUCGAGUUUAAACGACGAAUUUAUGACAUUGAUCGACUCGCAGCUUCCCAACACGCUGCCAGUCUCAGGGAAUCUCCUGGAUGUGUACAGCAGUGCAGGGAUGGCAGCGCCAACGAUCACCGUCAGCAACUCCUGCCCAGCAAACCUGCACAAUGUCAAGCGAGAGCUGAGCGAUGCUGAUGCAAAAGCUUUUAUGAAAGAAAGGCAGAAGAAAGAAAACCACAACUUCAAUGCUGAAGCAAAAGCUAUUAUGAAAGAAAGGCAGAAGAAAGACAACCACAACCUCAUCGAGAGAAGGAGAAGAUUCAACAUCAAUGACCGCAUUAAGGAACUUGGCGCUCUCAUACCGAAGUCGUCUGACCCUGAGAUGCGCUGGAAUAAGGGAACCAUCCUUAAGGCUUCGGUCGACUACAUCCGAAAACUUCAGAAGGAGCAACAUAGAGCCAAAGAGAUGGAGAUGAGACAGAAGAAGCUGGAGCACGCUAACCGCAGCCUGCUGCUGCGCAUUCAGGAGCUAGAGAUGCAAGCUCGUCUCCACGGCAUCCAGUCAUCCCAGAGCUCAGGUCCUGCCCUCGCCCAGCAGCAGACUUUAACUCUGGACCCCAAUCCCAGCAAUGACCUUCUCUCCAAAACCCUCCUUUCUCUUAAUGGGGCAGGGUUCAACCAUAUCACUCCCUCCUCGUUCUUGUCUCCGCCCUCUUCGACUUCCUCUGCGGGCGGGGCGGUCGCCAGCCCUCUGGACCUCGCCACGCUCAGCUUUGGCGAGUUAGAUGACCCCACUUCCUCUGUGUUUAACCCCGCCCUCAUGGCAGAAAUCGGCUUGGGGGAUAUUCUGAUGGAUGACAGUGACGCUCUUUCACCUGUAGGGGGCGCCGAUCCCCUUCUCUCCUCUGUGUCACCGGGAGCCUCCAAAACCAGCAGUCGUAGAAGCAGUUUCAGCAUGGAAGAAGAUUUGUGACAUCCUUAACCCGGACACAGAUUAGUUUGGUGGAAAUUUAAAUAGCUAGAGCUGCUAUGCAACCCAGCGUCUCCAUUCCUGCUUGCGCACUCCAACGAUGGCCAGUAGAGGGCAGCGUAAUGCCAAGGUCAUUUAUUAAUCAUCGUACUGUAGACGUAUUGUUAACAGAAAGCAAGUACCAUCAGCAUUUGAUCCACAACAGAGAGGACAGACGUGAACUUUGACAUUUGGACAGGACCUCUGAUGGAUAUGUAACAGAAUAUAUGUACAUACAGUAGAGACUUAGUGCUGAAUUUAUGUUUUUAUUAUGCAGUUGUAGGAAAAGUAUCAAGCACUAUAAUCAUUUUUCAGAAAGUGACGAAAAUUCAUCAUGGUUUUUAGAUGAUUUCUUCAUCUAUUUAAGUCGGUGUAGUCCAAAAGUCUGAGACUGACAUCAACGUGAAAAUCUGGAACUAAAGUUCAGGACUUUGAGAAGGUGACGUUUAUAGACACUUAUCAAAUAAAAACAAAUUUGUGACAUUGACCUUCAGCACGAGCUGUCAUUAAACACAAAAUACUAAGAAAAUGAAAGUAAAUAAAAUUUUCUCAUUUUUUAAACUAAUUAGAAAAUACAAAUUUUGCUGGUCUUAGACUUGUGGUCCUCACUGCAUGUCAUUGUUUUGGUAGCUCGUCAGAUAUUGAAAGGGACAGUUUUUAUUUUUAUUGUAAGAACGUCUUCGUUCGGUGCUCGUACAUCCAGGUGUUUGUUCAGCGCGGCAGUAAACUUUUAUGUUUACUGUAAAGCUUUUAUGUCCUCCGGAAAGCCAAGAACUUCCUCUUCACCUUUUCUUCCAUUUCCUGUUUUAAUAUUCUCUCUUCCAUGUCGAAUAUUAUAGGGACGGUUAAAGCUUAAACAUUUUAUCAGGGUUGCAUCUCUAAAGCAUACCUGCUAUAAAAAUUAACAAAAUAUUUGGCAACCUAGAACCAUUACAUCUACUCGCAUGUCUCUGGCCCUCAAUAUUUGAAUACCACAAAUCUGUAAUUUGUGUUUAUACUGCGUGUUGACCCCAACCAUUCAGAUCACUAGUACUGAAUUAUCUAUGCAAGUUUUUUCCUAACGAAGUAAAUGUAUUAUGGCAAUCCAACACAUCUGACUUCUUAUCAGUUUAAUACUUUCAAAUACUCUCUUGUAUUGAUCUAGCAGCUCAUUAAUAUUCAUGAGAUGAUUGUUUUCACACAGUCUCAUAAACAUUUGAAUCAAAAGCCACAAUAGAAGUAAAUAAGGAAAUUUCUUCCUUGUAAUGAAGCUUUAAAAUUUUAUUUUGGUUAAUGCUUUUAAGUAGGGCUGCAACAACUAAUCGGUUAAAAUUGAUAAUGAAAUUUGUUGUAUUGAUUAGUUGGUCUGUGACGUCACUGUUCGCUUAUAAUAAAAGUCAGGCACGUUUUCUUCAUACAACGCAAGUUUCACGUUUACCAGGCGCUGCUUCUUCUCACUGCUUGUUUAAAAGCAAGGCAGUGUUGCCAGGUCCUCGAUUCUAAAUCGGGCUACUUUUAAACUGUUUCUGCAGGUUGAUGUUUUUCUGCGGGUUAGAGAUGAAGGAUUUGGUUUAUUAGUUGUUGGUGUUUGGGCUUGGAAUGCCUUUUGAAAUAAUUUUGGAGUGGUUUGGUAAUGCGGAUCUGGCAACCCUGACAGGAAAAUAACGGAGGUAAAAGCGCACGAACGGUGGUUCUUUUAUUUAUUGUUACAACGCAUGUAUAUCACAAUUUUUAUAUCAUAAUGGCUUAUUUCUUUUGUUAAUAACUAGAGAUGCACCGAUAUUAAAAAAAAUGACUGAUAGCUGAUUAUUCAGAGUGAUUAUAUCUGCCGACACCGAUAGUUUGUGGUUGUAACAACUUGCAUAUAAACUAAAUUCUGAAGAUUACAUUUUCUGAAUGUUAUUUAUUCUUAUAAUGACUAUUAAUAUUUAACAUUAAACUAAUGAUGUUUCUUUACAUUUUCUAUUACAGAGAGAUCAAAUUUAAUGAAUUUUCCUGUUUUCUUUUGAUUGGCAGGAUAUAUCGGCUGUUUUCAGCCAAUAAAGAGAAUUUUAUCAUCUGAUACUGAUUAUUGGCCGAUAUAUCGGUGCAUCUUUAUUAAUAACAAAUAAUGUUAAUUCUCAUCAAGGUCUAAAGUUAAAGAGAUUAAAAUGAAUUUAUUAAUCUUUGGCAAAAUUUUCUCACCAGCACAUCCCUGAAGACUCAAUACAUUUCUGUUUUGACAUUUAAAGAUGUUUUACUAUUUAAAAGCUGCAAAAACGUUUUUAUUUAAGGCUUAAAAUAUCAAAAAGAUGAUAUUAGUAAAACUCUAUGGUAGUGUUUGGAUUUGCACUUUUAAAAGUCUACAUCUACACGUGAAUAUCCUAAUUUAGUGCCUUUAUUUAGCUAUAAUAAAUAUUAUUUACAUUUUUAUCCGAUUAGUCGAUUCAUCAAAAAACGAAUCGUCCGAUUAAUCGAUACAAAUAAUGGCUGGUUGCAGCCCUACUUUUAAGUAGUUUUAGAUUAGUUGUGUUUAUAUGACAAACUAAAACACAUUUGUGUGUGUGUGUUUGUUAGCAAUAGCAAACAUCCCUUAAACGGGUCUAGUUAUGCUAAAUCUAUGCCAUAUGUUGGAAUGUGCUGGUAGAUAAUGUAUAUAAUAAUGUAUAUUAAAUAUAUGCCUGUAACUAACAUGUGUUUAGAAGAUUUUUAUUUUAUUUUCGACCCUGUACAGCACUAUAGAUGAAUUUAUGAAACUUGUGCUUAACAUGACACAAAAUAUAUUUUCAUGGCUAUAUUUGCAAAAGAUGUAUAAAUAUUUCAAAAUGUCCUCCGCCGUGACAGAAGAAGAAAAUCAAAUUACUUUUCUAGUAAAAAUGAGCCAACGCAUGAUCAUAAUCAGCAUAUUUAAUCAAUACGCAUCGUUCCUCUUAGAUCUAUGCAAUGUCAGUAUCUCAUGCUUGUGUGUGUGUGUGUUGCUGGUUUUGUCGUCUUAUUAAUGCUCAUUUGUGUGUUCACUGCAGGCCUACAGCUGCCUUGUGAAUCUGUAUUCAGAUGCUGCCUGAAUUGUAGCAAAUCUCUGUCAUCUCUUUGCUAUUUCCAACUAAAUGACAUCUCGUAUGAGUUGUAUUUUGUAUAUAGGUCUUCUUGCACACCCAGCAAUGAGAUUGAGGUGUUGUUGUGCAGUUUUUGCCUGUCGUCUUGAGUUGUGUGCUCAGUGCUGUCUAUAGCGUUAUCUAAACAACAAUCAAAGCUUUUACGAUACACUGUAUAUCUGUACCGCAAUGUUUACAUUCAUCUCAUGAAUAUAUUAACUUGAUUAUAUCCUGUAGAGAUCCAGGCAGAAACGUGUUGGCUGUUCUGUAUUUCAAUAUUUGUGGAUGCAUAUUCCUGUAUUUUUAACCCUGAGUUACACAGAUUGCCGUCUUGUGAACUCUGUUAGGGUUUUUAUUUUUUACUUUUUAGGGAAAUGUAUAAAUAAAGUUGUAAAACAGA